Messenger RNA from Sesamum indicum (sesame), 1853 nucleotides. The record is from RefSeq and is a predicted model, not a curated record. Lineage: Eukaryota; Viridiplantae; Streptophyta; Magnoliopsida; Lamiales; Pedaliaceae.
AACAAAACAAAUUGAUUAAUUGAACAGUGAAAACAAAAGAAAUGGAUCGAGGAAGGAGCAAUGACGGAACGUGGUGGUCAACGCUCGCACGCGCGCAUAGAGACACAGGGCUGAAGCUGUACUGGUUGCAGCUUUCAGUUUGAGCAGUCAGUGAACUUGCUGCAAGUGAGAGGUAGAAACAAGGAAAGACAGCGACACCUACAACAUACGACGCAACCCACUCUAUUUCCAUCCAAACAAACAUUUUUGUUGCUCAAAUUCAUCAUCUUCCUCGAUCAAUCGAUGCUGAUAUCUCUGACAGCACCACCAUCUUCACACUCUCUCUUACUCGGUGGCUCAGGCCCUUUCCACUGCCUUAGAUGUCAUGUUGAACCCAUUAUCUGCUCAACAUCAUAUGGAUUCUCCAGCAGUUGGACUAAGUCAUCGGUGGAGCCUCAAAGAGUUUCUGAGUAUUCAGGCUUGAGUUUCAGGAGUGAGAAUCCUUUCUUUGGAACUACACGGUUACAUUGGUUGCCUCAGGGACAUGAUAUUUGCAUUUCACAAGUUUCAGUAGCUGCUGAUUAUUCAGAUUCAGUUCCAGACUCAUCUAGUUAUAUUACUAGUAACGGCUAUCAUCCACUAGAAGAAUUGAGGGAUCAUGGGCGAGUUCGUGAUCGAAUGCCUACAUCUGCUGAGAUAGCAAGGACUGCUGUGGAGGCUAACAACAGGGCCUUACUGCUAUUCCCGGGCAUUGUGCACUGUGAGCCACAUGAACAGAUCUCAUGGGCUGAGUUUGACUAUGUUAUUGAUGACUUUGGAGAUAUAUUUUUUGAAGUUUAUGAUGGUCAGAACAUCUUGCAAGAUCAUGGAGCAAGUAAUCCAGUGACUGCUUUGAUUGGGAUGGAUAUCUCCCACUAUCAGAUCAGGAAGAUGGAUCUUUCUGAUGACGAAAUUUUGGACAUUGAUGCUGGAUAUGAUGUUUUUUUGGCUGAUGAUGCUUUUGAAGUCGAGGAUAUUAGCAAUGCAGACAUUUGGGGUGAAUGGGGAUUGCCAGAAAAUUCCAAUUGGACUCAUCCAGUUUACUUUGCCAAGUGCUUGACAAAGGCUAUUGAUGUGGAACAUGCUAAAUUGAUGGAUUAUCCAUCAAAUGGAGUUGUUCUUUGGGGGUUCCUCAAGCCUACAUUUAUAGAUGAAGAAUUUUAUCUCCGACGGCUCUUCCAUGAUGAAGACAAUGAUGGCUACAGUUCAGACUGUGAAGAUGGAGAUGUCGCGAGCGUUAGUUCAAGCCAUGAUGGAAGCUGUGGUAGGUCAACCAUUUAUAGAUUGGAAAUCACAAAAAUAGAGCUAUUCUCCGUCUACGGCGUUCAGUCAGUGGUUAGUGUGCAGGAUUUCCAAUACGCUGAACCUGAUGUGCUUGUACAUUCAAUCCCAUCUAUUCUAGAGCGCUUUGGUGAAUCAAGAACAAGGUGCAAUAUUGCUCUUAAAGCUCUUUGCAAAAAAAAAGGACUCCAUGUUGAGGGGGCAAAUUUAAUUGGAGUGGACAGCCUUGGAAUGGACGUUAGAGUUUGUUCAGGAACAGAAGUCCGAACUCAUCGUUUUUCCUUCAAAGUCAGGGCAACAUCGGAGUGUGCUGCAGACAAGCAGAUCCAGCAACUGCUGUUCCCAAGGUCACGGAGAAAAAAGUUAAGGACUCUUGAUAGACCUACAGACUUUGACUAAUUUUGAUACACUCAGUUUUAGUCUUGAUGUCGGAAAUAAUUUCAGGGUGAAAACUUAGGUUUAUGGCACAUCCUACGUGCUUUCCUUUGUUGACAGUCUCACUUCAACCUUAUUUCACCUUUCUACAUGGUAUAUUAUAUCUAUAUCUGCACUAA